This is a messenger RNA of Anguilla rostrata (American eel), 4613 nucleotides long. RefSeq names its product ubiquitin-conjugating enzyme E2D 4 (putative) (gene ube2d4). The record is from RefSeq and is a predicted model, not a curated record. Gene Ontology annotation, cellular component: nucleus. The coding region runs from base 228 to 671 and encodes 147 amino acids. The transcript has 7 exons. Gene Ontology annotation, biological process: protein K48-linked ubiquitination. Gene Ontology annotation, molecular function: ubiquitin conjugating enzyme activity. Lineage: Eukaryota; Metazoa; Chordata; Actinopteri; Anguilliformes; Anguillidae.
CGCGGUAUCAGUGGUUAACGCUGGAUGCUGUCAGCGGCGAGAGGAGAGAGGAGUACGAUUGAACGAGACCAAGAAGUGCCGUAGAAACUGCAGUUAAAUCCGAUAAAACAUACAAUUUUGUCAAGGGGUAUUGACACGGGAGUCAAAAACAGACGCACUUCGUUUCAUUUAUAAUAUUUAGACCAAGUGUAUUUAUUACAGAGCAAGACCUGGUGUAUUAACGAGCAAUGGCGUUGAAAAGAAUUCAAAAGGAACUGACAGAUUUACAAAGAGAUCCUCCAGCGCAGUGCUCAGCGGGACCAGUAGGGGAUGACUUAUUUCACUGGCAGGCAACUAUCAUGGGACCGAAUGACAGUCCUUACCAAGGCGGGGUGUUCUUUCUGACUAUUCACUUCCCCACAGAUUACCCCUUCAAACCGCCAAAGGUUGCAUUCACCACAAAGAUCUACCACCCCAACAUUAACAGCAACGGUAGCAUUUGUUUGGAUAUCCUGAGGUCACAGUGGUCACCUGCUCUCACGGUAUCUAAAGUACUGUUGUCAAUCUGUUCCCUCCUGUGUGAUCCGAACCCAGACGACCCGCUGGUACCAGAGAUCGCACACACCUACAAAGCAGACAGGGAAAAGUAUAACAGACUAGCAAGGGAAUGGACGCAAAAGUACGCAAUGUGAGAGGACCUGAAAAUUUCAAAGAAAGAAGCAAAGGAACACAGAAACAAAAUGUUUUACAUUUACACUAGCAGAGAGGACGAGAGAGGGGAAACGAAAUAAACCACACACUCUGGAGAAAGGAGAGAGCGAGGGAGAGAGAGAGAGCGAGCGAGAGAUAGAGUGAAAGAGAGAGAGAGAGAGAGACACCAGUGCUACUGUACCUGGCUGCUGACUGCUGAGCGUCUGCCAUGUGCCAUUUACCAUGACCUGUGUGGGUCCGCCAUAUACGGCCUGGGCAUUACUGCACGCCACCACCUUAGAGAAGGAGGUCACCUCUUCAGCUCUGAGUGCCCUAGGCCACCACCCUGGAAGUGCGAACUGUCUUUAUUAUUAUUAUUAUGAUUAUUAUUAUUAUUAUGAUUAUUAUUAUACAUUGUUAUUAUUAUACGUUAUUGUUACAAUGAAUGAUACAUAUUGGGUUGAGAGGUAGGGAGGGUCUUUGCUUGGCCCCCCUCUUCCUUUCGUAUUGUACUUUCUGAGACCCUGUGGAUGUUGUGCGUUGCUGUAUGUGUACGUAUGCCGUGGCCUUCUGCCGUAUUAAUGUGAGCAGCCGUUUCUCUGACGCCACCGGACCGAGACGACAAAAAAAAAAACCGCCAAGCCCCCGAAAGCGGAGGAGGGACGAGCACGCCUGCGUCUGGCAGCCCGACUCGGCGAGUGACGCCGGGCCUGAUGGGAAACGGGUCUUACCGAAGGACGCGCUGUGGCCUUCCGAGCGCUGUGGGAAAGGAUCCGGCAAUAGUUUUUCUAUUCAAAGAUGCUCAUUUUAAUAAGGCAGAACUCUGUAUGCACAUUUAUACAUAGGUGCACUAGUAUGUGGGGGUAGUUGUGUUUGUGCAGUGACAGGCGAGCAUCCAUUAUGGCCCAAACCCCCACAAACAGCAACUGGAGCUUUCCUCCCCGAGCUGGGAUGACUCCUUCGGUCACGGUGACACCGUAGAGCUGACUCCUCUGGAAUGGAAGCCACCUGUUCCCCUUUCUGCAGUCUCCGAACCACCGCAAAGAGCCGCCAGGGGCUGGCGACGCGACACCGUGACCUUUUGACCUGGGAAGUGUUUGCUCCUCAGAGCGUAGCCGGACUCGUAGCCAUAGAGCAGGGCGGAGCGUCAGCUUCUGUUCGCCGGGCCCCCCCACCCCUAAACUCUCCACCAUCUUGACUGCAAUGCGCUGCUGUUACGCAACUGCUUUUAAACUAGCUGUCAUUCGCUUUUAUGGUGUGAGAUAAAGAACCGCACGGUGUGCACUGGAAACAGAGUUGCUGGUUCAAUUCAGACGGUACUAGCUUCCUCCAGGAGUCUUGCAUUACAGAGGAUCAUAGAAGGGUCCCAUUUCAGUGUCCCCUCCAGUUUAGAGACAAGUCUGUUGCACACAUUGGCAUUGAUUAACAUCACUGUUGAAUGAAUGGUGCUUUCUCGCUUAACACCUGUAGUCCAUUCAGUAAACAGCAUCUUCACAUGUUGUUAAAUUCAGUUUUCAGAUUGAUAUUGGAUGAGCCUGGGAGAAAAAGGAUGGACUAACUAUAAACACUCAUCUAGGUGCAAUUAACAUUUUCGUCAGCUUUCUUUGAAGAGGCUGUUGGUUUGACAUAUUUAUUCUCCCUUUUGGUCUGAUGUUUAAGGCAAAGACUUGUUCCAAGCUCAUGAAACUUAAAAAGCAUGCUUUUUUUAUGUGAGAUGUCAGAUUGUUAACCUGUUGCGCUAACCUAACAAUUUUUGAAUGCUAACUAUAGUCAAGGUUCUCACCCUGAUAUACUGUGAAGAUGCAAACAGAACUUUUCAACAAUGUUUCUCAAUAGAGGUGUUUCCAUACCAGGUUUUUUGGCUGAGGCUACUGUAUAUGUUUGUCAGUAUUGUGGGAUAUUUGUUCCUUUCCAGCAAACAUUCAUAUAUUGCCCCGUUGGCAUGGAGACCCAGUUUUUUUCAAGUUGAUUCAAGUUUCCAUGCCAUUCUGAUAAUUUUAACAUACUUUUUGGCAAGGCCAUUCAUAAAUGCUUUACAAAUAUCUGCAUGUGGUGAUAGAGCAUUAAAAUUAGGACAAGACGAUUAUGGGUCUUAUGGCUUCAAGGUGGCAACACAGGUUUUAUAUCUGAAAGCAAGGAAUGCUACCUCAUUCACUCCAGUUUAAAACAAAAAACUAUAAGGAUUGCUGGCAUAAUGUAGAAUUAUUAACUCCAAUGCAAUUCGCUUGUGGAAGUUGAGAGCUUCGCAAUGCUCUUGAAGAUAUUAUAGAAAGGCCAAGAAUCUAAAUGGAAACUCCUCUAUUGAUCAUUUUACCUCCACCAUUAGCUGUUAUCAGUUGUUUAGAUCAAGUGCAAGAGACUCAUUUUAGAGCAUCCCCUUGUUAGGUACAGUGAGUAUACACAAUCAAAAACUGUAUUUAAGCAGUGCAUUUGUUUUCUCUCCAUUACUUUGUGUUUUACUGUAAUGAAUGUAUCCAGGCACUAGUUUUUGGGGGUACAAUUAAACUGAAAUGCCAAUCAAUGUGAUUUGCCUGCCCUUGACCAAUUCAAAUGGAGCCCAUUUUUACCCGUGUUGCACAAUUCAGGUGCUUAAGGUAAAUGUGUGGAACGUACAUUAUUUGCUGUUGAGGUCCUCUUCAGUGUGCAUAUCUGCAAUAACGGGACAUCGAUAGGGAGACUGAUAUAGCCAUUUUGGGGGAAAUGGGCAACCGUUUUCAAACACAACAGCCAAUUUCACAAACGGUACAAUCCUUCAAUGGGCAAUGUCGUAACUGCAGCAGUGGUUGUUAAUUGACCGGUUUGGUAGUUCAGGCAGCUACAGGGGGUGGAACAGUGCAUUCACAGCAUGUUCUAGCCCACCCCACACUCAGAUUCCAGGUUAUUACCUAUGACUGGAUGCCACAGGUUUGCUUCAUUCUGUUAAAAGGGCUGAGGUUUUUUUUAAAAUUAUUUUUUUUUUUUUUUUCUCUCCCCCAGUUUUGACUAACUUCUGUUUUUGCCUCAAGAGCAUGGCACUGUCAUUUGCAUAAUUAAGGCUGUGAUUUUGGCAUCCAGUUUGUUUCUGGUACAACAAAUCCUUUGCAGAUUUGAGAAGGGAAUAAAAGUACGGAAAUGUCACCGAACAGGCUUCUCAGCAUACCUACGGUAUCCCAGAAUGCUUGUGUGAAUGUACCUUUCUACGUGGGCCGAGUACUUUUGUCACUGGGUAGAACAAUGGACAGUUAUUUUAGUGUAUAAAUCACUGGAAAAAGUCACUAACUGUAGCUCACUUGUGCUUUUUGUAUUUAUUUUAUUUAUUUGCUAUUUAUUUGUCUUCCGGUCGUCAGCUUGCGGGUAAUCAGCCCGAGUUCGUAGCCUGUUAUUUUCAGAGUCAUACUUUGUUGUUGGAUUGUCCCAUUGAUUGGUGCUGUGAUCUCUCAGAGGAGGCUGGCAACUUACUGGUAUUCUCUGCACACUAAAAAAAAGCAACCUUUAUACAGCCAUCUGCAAGAUUUCAGGGAUUUCAUAACGGUUUGUUUGCCUCUUCUCUGACACCUCUGAUGAAAUCUUAGCCUUAACUGUUAUGUUAUCCUGUACAUAGAUACUGUAAAAUCUCUAUCAGGGCUUUGUGUUUCUUCUUUUUUUUUCUUUCUUUUUGAAAUAAACUGAGGGGGAAGCCACCAUUUCAUUUUAGCAGAAGUACGGGAGGAGGAGGAGGAGGGAGAAUUCCCCCGGAACAAAUCAGCGGCCUUGCUAAGUUGACAUCCUGGACUAGCCCAGAUUGAACUGUUCAGACGCCUCUCCACUCUGAUCACGAAUGUGUCUGAAUGUGCUGAAGCUCUCUGCCCCCAACCCCCGCCCAAUCACUAACACUGUUUCCCUCCUAUUGCAUUCAGGUUUGGUUUGACUGAAAGGAAGCCCCAAGGUGUCAACACUAAAUUAAUAAAGCUCCUUUUGUUUUAUAA